UCUUAGAAGAAAGAACAAAAUGUUUACCAAAGUGAUAGUGUUCACUUUUGUUGCGGCAGUUUUGUGCGAAGAACAUGGAUAUUCCCUCAGGAACCACCACGAGCCAGCCAAGGAGUACAGACAACAUUAUGAACAUAAUCCCAUAAGAGUUCAUGAGGAACAGGAGAGUUCAAGCGAAGCUCAGUACAAUGCUGCUCCUGAAGGCCAUGGGCUUGGAGGACAUGCCUACUCUUCGCAGAGCAUUAUUCACCACGCCGCAGCUCAUGCCGCUCAUGGCGGCCAGGGAGAAUCUCAGGAGUCUCAUAACGAUCAUGUUGCUCCAGUGUACCAGUACGUGCAAGAAGAGCCCGAACACCACCAGGCACCAGCUCAACACGAAGUUCCCGCUCACCACUACCAGACUGUUCAUUUCGCCCCCGCCCAAGCGCAUCACGAGGUUCAAUCGUACGCUCCUGAGCACGGCCAUGCCCAAUCUCACUACGCUCAGGCUCACGAAGGUCUGAACUACCACCACGGCGCUAACGCUCAUGAAGGUUUAAGCUUCCACCAUGGCGCUCAGCUCCACACAUCUGUUCACCAUCCCGCUCCAGUCCACCACGCUGCUCCCGUUCACCACGCUGUUCCUGUUCAUCACGCUGCCCCUGUUCACCAUGCCUCCCCAGUACACCAUGAAGUAGUUGCUCACCACGAAGCGCCCGCCCAUCACGCAGUACCAGUACAUCACGAUAUCCACGCUCACGAGUCCCACGAUGAGCCCAUCGACUAUUACGCAUACCCUAAGUACCAGUACGAGUACAAAGUGGAGGACCCUCACACCGGUGACAACAAGUUCCAGCAUGAGUUCCGUGAUGGAGACAUUGUGAAGGGAGUCUACAGUCUCCAGGAGGCUGAUGGAUCUGUCAGAACUGUUGAAUACAGCUCUGAUAAACAUCACGGAUUCAACGCUGUCGUGAAGCACUCCGCCCCUGGUCAUCAUGUCCAGAUUGAAAGCCAUCAUCAGAACUAAGACAAGACUGAUCAACCUGUUCUGCUGUUUUAUAGUCUUUAUUGUUACUAGAUGUGUACUUGCCUACCUG
Helicoverpa zea (corn earworm) is the source of this 1076-nucleotide messenger RNA. It is a transcript of the gene CPR123, whose product is annotated as histidine-rich protein PFHRP-II-like. Gene Ontology annotation, cellular component: extracellular matrix. The coding region runs from base 20 to 1006 and encodes 328 amino acids. The transcript has 4 exons. NCBI's taxonomy places the organism in Eukaryota, Metazoa, Arthropoda, Insecta, Lepidoptera, Noctuidae. The record is from RefSeq and is a predicted model, not a curated record.